UACAGCCAAUGAAAACAACGAAGAGAUAGACGGACUCCCAUGAUGCACUGCACUGCCAACGUAUGCAAACAGGAACAUGACAACCGGUGCUUAACAUUAGCCGCCUGUCUUAAACGGUGUACUUCUGUUGGCCUGACACAGUCUGUGACAAUAUAAUAUUUGCUGUGCCUCCGCCACAGAAGAAAAGCGUUCGUAGAGUUAUCGGCGGAGCCAGCAGACCCUCUGAAAACAGCGUCGUCGUUGUUCAUCAAUCACAGACAGUGUGGGUUAACAUGGCGAGUCCAAGGACCAGGAGAGUUCUGAAGGAAGUGAGAACCCAAGACGAGAAUAAUCUAUGUUUUGAGUGUGGGGCUUUUAACCCUCAAUGGGUUAGCGUGACCUACGGGAUUUGGAUUUGUCUUGAAUGCUCUGGCAAGCACAGGGGCCUGGGAGUACAUCUCAGUUUUGUGCGCUCUGUCACCAUGGACAAGUGGAAAGAUAUUGAGCUUGAAAAGAUGAAAGCGGGUGGAAAUGGAAAAUUCCGCAUGUUUCUUGAACUCCAAGAUGAUUAUGAUCCCACGUGGAAUUUACAAGAUAAAUACAACAGCAAAGCUGCUGCACUCUUUAGAGACCAGGUUGCAACUUUAGCAGAGGGUAAGGAGUGGUCCAUUGAGACAUCCCCCGCAAGAAACUGGACAUCUCCUCAACCAAAGACCAGUCUUUCAUCCUCUCAUCGCUCUGGAGGACCUGGACAAAGCUCAGCGAAAUCUGGGGACAAAGCUUUUGAAGACUGGUUGAGCGAUGAUGUGAACUCAUAUCAGAGUGGAGGGGGCUACAGUGGGAAUCAAGAGAAUCGGUAUGUUGGCUUUGGCAACACGGUGACCCCAGAGAAGAAGGAAGAUGACUUCAUCAACAAUGCCAUGUCUUCUAUUUAUUCAGGUUGGAGCAGUUUCACUGUUGGAGCUAGCAAGAUUGCUACUAUUGCUAAAGAUAAUACAUCCAAACUGGCAAACCAAGCAACCUUGAAGGCCACAGAGUUAGGACAGACAUUAAAUGAGAAUGUUAUCAAACCCACUCAAGAAAAGGUAAAAGAUGGCAAAUUGCUAGAUGAAAUGGCAGUCGGGAUCACUGGGCUGGCAAACAAGGUUCAGGGAGCUGGUUCAAAAUUGACUAAUCUCUUCUCGGGAAAAAUGGAGGAUGGGUCUGCUGGAGAGAGCUACCAGAACAUGGAUGCCUCUGAGGGAUAUCAGGGCAGUUCAAGCCAGCCUGUCGCAAAGGACUUCUGGGAAACUUUUGGCAGCAACAACUCCUUAAAGGCCAAGAAAUCUCCCAGCAGUGACAGCUGGACCAUCGCAGACAAUUCUGCAAAGAAGAGCUCUGACAGUUGGGACAAUUGGGGCUCUGAAGCAGCGUCCAACAACAUACACAGCACAGAGGAGAGCUGGGAAGCCUGGGACAACAACUGGGAGAACGCAGAUAGUAAGACAAAGAAAAGUCCCACAAAACCUGCUGAGGAAACAUGGGAUAAUGCAGACUGGUAGGGACUUCACAUCUAUACAUCUCCUCACAUGUUUCCCACUCUGGCCUUCAUUUCUCUCUCUCUCUCUCUCUCUCUGUUCUUCUCACUGGCACUUUUAGGGAAAGAGCUGUCUCGUGUCGUUCCUGUCAAUCCAUUCAAAAUAUAUUUAUUAUGAACCCAACCAACAAUAAAUGAAGCCAAGGGUUAAAUUGAGCUCAUUUUCAAAGGAAUAUUCCUAAAAUUUACAACUAUACUGAUUUGCAGCCAUGUGUUUUAUUAUUACCUUCAUCACAACGAAUUAAGAAAAAAAUCUGUGUAGAUGUGGUCCUAACUUUCUGCCUGUGCUCCCCAAAUAUUAUACCCUUAAUAGUGAAUAAGUCAGUGUUCAUACUGUACGGGUUAAAUGAUAUUGGUUCUCAGUUCAGCACAUAAAGGAAAAAUGCAUGACAGAGAAAAGCUGACAUUGUAAAUAUAAAGCCAUGUAAAUACAGAACAAUUGACAAACAACUAAUGAGAUGAUCAAAUUGAUUUUGUCUGCCCCUCGACUUUUUGCACAUUUUGUUCAUGUAAAAAAAAAAAAUGUAAAAAGCAUUUUUGAUAGAAUUAGAUGCUGUAAUCACAAAGUGAUAUAUUAAAUCAAAGGAACAAAUGAACACUGUAACAGAUUGGCUAUCACUGGUCAAAUAUGCGUGAUAUGUCAAAUGUAAAUGCAAUCUAAUGUGUAAGAGUUAAGCUAAAUGAUCUAUAGGAUUUUUUUUUUUUUUUAAAAUGUGCAAAUAGGUUGGAAAGCAGAUAUAUUAUCAUAUUAUGAAAGAAAAUGGGACAGGAUGCUUAAAAGUUGCAUUUGGUUGUCUCCUAAACAAAUAGUUUAUCAAUAUAUGCCCCUUUUUAAUUAUUAAAGCGUUAAGUUGUCAUCGGGUAAAUACAUGUACUGUACACAUUGGUGCAUGCUGACUUUAAAGUUGGCUUUUCUUCAUAAUUAAGGUAAUUUAUUUAACAUCAAGGAGCUGUUAAAAUUUAUUUUGCUUUGUUGAUGCAAUGUUUGAUUUUACUCUGAUUUAUAAGACCUGGCUGCAACUCCCAACAUUCAUUGCAAAGU
Molecule: messenger RNA, 2597 nt
Organism: Etheostoma cragini (Arkansas darter)
Lineage: Eukaryota; Metazoa; Chordata; Actinopteri; Perciformes; Percidae
Gene: arfgap1
Product: ADP-ribosylation factor GTPase activating protein 1
Exons: 13
Coding region: 273-1520 (415 amino acids)
Biological process (GO): regulation of ARF protein signal transduction; regulation of endocytosis
Cellular component (GO): Golgi membrane
Molecular function (GO): GTPase activator activity
Source: RefSeq, a predicted model, not a curated record